Molecule: messenger RNA, 1020 nt
Organism: Olea europaea var. sylvestris
Lineage: Eukaryota; Viridiplantae; Streptophyta; Magnoliopsida; Lamiales; Oleaceae
Product: Golgi apparatus membrane protein-like protein ECHIDNA
Exons: 6
Coding region: 252-803 (183 amino acids)
Biological process (GO): protein secretion; vesicle-mediated transport
Cellular component (GO): Golgi membrane
Source: RefSeq, a predicted model, not a curated record
AACUUGAGGAUGGGCAGAAAAACAAAGAAGUCCAAAUCUUAAUAGCAAAGCAAAACGGCGCAGUAUUAACAGGCCUAAUUUCCGAUCCCUAAUUUCCAUUUUAAACCGCGGAAAAACAAAAGGAAAUUUUCUUCGAUAUUUCGUAGCACGAGUAUUGUAUUGAAAUCCGUUAAUUUCUAUAGAACCUGCAACCUGCGAACAACAUUCAAAGCAGCUGAAUUGCAGUACGUGAUUGAAUUGUAAUUCUCGAAAUGGAUCUGAAUCCACCUGCAGGGGAGAAUUAUGCUAAUCCACAGAUAUGCUUCUUCCAUGUCAUCUUCAAGUCUGCAGCGUUGGCAUUUUAUAUGCUUUCAGCAUUCUUUGUUGAUAGUUUUGUCAUCAUUUUUGUGGUUACUGUUCUCCUAUCUGCACUUGAUUUUUGGGUUGUCAAGAAUGUAAGUGGACGCAUCUUGGUGGGUUUAAGGUGGUGGAAUGAAAUAAAUGAAGAUGGUGAAAGUGUAUGGAAAUUUGAAUGCCUUGACCAAGAGUCACUUGCACGGAUGAACAAGAAGGAUUCAUGGCUGUUCUGGUGGACCUUAUACCUUACAGCAGUUGUGUGGAUCUUCUUUGGGAUAUUCUCUCUCAUAAGGUUUCAAGCUGAUUAUAUUCUAGUUGUUGGGGUAUGUUUGAUCCUCAGCAUCGCUAACAUUGUUGGCUUUACUAAAUGCCGAAAAGAUGCCAAGAAACAACUUCAAGCAUUUGCAACCCAGAACCUUACUUCUCGGCUAUCGUCUACCAUUCAAUCAGCAUUCACCGUUAUAUGAACAAUUCGAUAAGGUAAGAUUGAGAAAAGAGCUUCUGAGAGCCUUAAGAAUUCGUGCAGUGAUAUAGAAUUGUUGAUUUUGCAUGCGUUCCAUGUAAUUUUUUAAUCAGAAAGCCUUGUACGCGAUCUAUACUGGAGAACCUCAUUCAUGGACAUUUUGGGAAUUCAAUUGUUUGAUUCUGUUAAAUUUUUGGCAUUUGUUCUUACAAUGCUUGUGA